AUGAACGAUUAAACAAUUAAAAUACUUUAAAUUACAGCUUGUUCAUUGUCAUUGAUAGGGUCUCUCUUUAUCGUCGUGGUUUAUUUUAAAAUGGGAAUGAGAAACAACUUUGCCUUAAAAUUGAUAAUGUGCUUGACAAUAAGUGAUAUCAUAUUUUCUCUCUCCAAUUUGAUGUACAUUGAUCCAGGAUGCACGCCCAAUUAUUAAAUCCUUUGCACUAUUCAAGGAUUCCUCAUUCAAUAUUCUUCAAUUGCCUGCUUCAUAUUUUGCUUCUUAUUAUGUUUAUGCAUCUUUUGGACGGUGAUUAGAAAUAGAGCAAAUCUGAGCUAAUAUCAAAGAUGUUUUUAGAUAAUAGGAUUCUGCAUUCCCAUUCUAUUUGCUCUAAUUCCUGCUAUAACAAAUUCAUAUAAUACCCAAAUAUAUGUUUGUGGAAUAUCAAACGAUGAUGUUGAUUUAUGUCAUAAUAAAUCAGAUAAGUCCUCAUAAAUUGUGAUGGUAGAGUCAAUAUUAUUAUUCUAUGUGCCCUUGUGGUUGAUGAAUAUUGUGGGGAUAUCAUUUAUCAUUAGAGUAAGUGUUUUUAUGACAAAAUUAAGAACGUAAUCAGAAUUAAAUAAUAGAUCACGGAGUUCAGAUCAAUAAGAAAUACAAUUAUAAACACAAUAAGAAUAUGAGUUGAAACUAUCCUAAAGGAUUACUUAGAAUAUGUUAUUAUAUCCAAUAAUAAUGUUGAUUUGCUACAGUGGAAUGACUGUGUAUGCAAUAGGCAAAUUAUGUAAUUCAGAGAUAGUGAUUUUGAGAGGACUAAGAUUUAUAAUGGCUGAUUGUCUGGGGUUGUGUAAUUCUAUAGCAUACGGAUACAAUGCCAUUAUAAUAUUGAGACUGCAGAAAAUGAUGUCUCAACAACAAACCUUGCCCAUGAUGCAAUUUCGACAAGGUUCUAAUGAUUCUGAUGUUAAUAGAAAAUAAUUUGAAUCAUUUCUUUCCAUAGCAACUAUUUAUAAUGAUUAAUGA
This is a messenger RNA of Paramecium tetraurelia, 1011 nucleotides long. RefSeq lists its product as uncharacterized. The record is from RefSeq and is a predicted model, not a curated record. Gene Ontology annotation, biological process: adenylate cyclase-activating G protein-coupled receptor signaling pathway; cell surface receptor signaling pathway. The transcript has 2 exons. NCBI's taxonomy places the organism in Eukaryota, Ciliophora, Oligohymenophorea, Peniculida, Parameciidae. Gene Ontology annotation, molecular function: G protein-coupled receptor activity. Gene Ontology annotation, cellular component: plasma membrane.